Cladocopium goreaui is the source of this 3723-nucleotide messenger RNA. The record is from the annotation of a GenBank genome assembly. NCBI's taxonomy places the organism in Eukaryota, Dinophyceae, Suessiales, Symbiodiniaceae.
AUGAAAAGGUUGUCUGCAGAGAUGGAUUUUUCUUGUGACGAGCUGCGUUUGUUCAAUGGAAGCACCCGACUUCCAAUGCAAGUCAAUGCUGCGGGGCAAUACAUGAUUCCCGUGACGGAGUUCCCACAGAAACUCCAACCAGUUGAAAGCCCGCCGGUGGCUCGAGAGAGUCUGACCGUAGGAGAUGUAACCAGUGAAGCCUUGCCCAUCGAUGCCCAUGAACCUGAUGCCCCGACCCAGAAGUCGGUGAACCACGAGCCAUGCCCAGUGCCCAAGGGGGAUAGUGGUAAUGAAUGUACCGAGCACGAAGUGAUGCUGAAUCAAUGGACUCUCAAGCAAGCCCGCCAAGUUGGAAGUGUGAGCAGGUUUGCUGGCCAAUACACUGAUGCCUUUGUGCGAGCCGUGAUGGACUGUGCACCCAAUUUGCGAUGCAAUCCAGUUUUGAGUGUUGCCUGCCACAGCCCAACGGAGUGUCUGGUUGCUGCUCGUGUCAAAGAGUUGAAUGAGGAAUCCUUGUCCAAGAUGAAAACCAGCAUUCACAAGUUGCAUGAGAACUUAGGUCACCCUGGAAAUCAGCAUAUGGUUCGGUUGUUAAAACAUGGUGGCGCCAGCCAAGCUGCACAGGAUCUCGCCCGAGAUCAUGCAUGCCCGCAGUGCCAAUCACGUGCAAAACCGACUCCAGCGCUUCCGGCGCAGCCAGAACGUGUGACCACGUUCAACCAGAGAUUGGGCAUAGACAUCAAGUACGUAACAGGAUGGAAUACCAAUCAAAAAGUCCCAGCUCUCAACAUGAUUGACUAUGCGAGUAGCUUUCAAGUUGUUGUUCCAAUUUUUGAACGUGUGACCUCAGAUGGCAUCCGCCGUAUCGUUCAAGAACGUUGGAUCAGCUGGGCUGGACGGCCUGAUGAAAUCAUGUGUGACCCGGCCAAGGUCAACAUUUCUGAAGCCAUGACUGUGCCGAAUGAAUUGGCAGGGUCAAUUUUCCAUAUCACUGCUGCCGAUGCUCACUACCAGCUUGGUAAAGUAGAGGUUCAUGGAGGUUGGUUCAAUCAGGUGUUGGAACGAAUCAUGCACGACAUGUCACCAAACAGCAAGGAAUCAUGGUUGGAAUGUGUCCAUGCAGCCCACUGUAAGAAUGAGCUGAUUCAAGUUUAUGGCAUGACCCCUGCUCAGUUCAUUUUUGGCCGCAAUCCCAAGAUUCCCGAGAAUCUGUUGGACGAGCCCUGUGAAGUCAUUCCUGCCACUGCUCCUUUAUAUGAAGCUGAGGUGGCCAGGAAAGUUGCGGUUCGACAGUCUGCCCGAAAGGCUGUGAUGGAGAUGCAAGACAGCAAAGCACUGCGCUUAGCCUUGUCCGCCAGACCACGUCAUCAAAAUGUCUUGCGAUGCGCUCCAGAACAAAUUCGUGCAGCGACGUCAGAAGAACGUCAACUGAUUCGUGCACCUCAUGCCGAAAUGUUGGGGUUGAAGGAUGCCUUUGAAACAGGUCAAAUUACCAGUAAGCAGUAUGUUGAUUUGGUUCCAUUGGAUUACCCCACAGAGGCACCGGAGAGCCCUUCGGCAACCUCGCCAUCACCUCCUCCAGCGGAGGGUGAAGCCGCCAAGUCUUUGGGUGAUCGCUUAGCUGUUGAGAGUGACAUGCCAGAAACUCCUUCUCAAGCUAGGCCCCAGUACCCAAAUCCUACUAGUGUGUUUGAUGAUGACAUGCCCACUUCAGCCUCCUCUACCAUAAAUAAGAGUCCUGCUGAAUCAUCAUCAUAUGCACUAAGCCCUGAUGAAGUGGAAGGUCAGGGUCCAGCCCACGUUCCUCGUGUUGAUGCCACUGCAUCUGCCUCCCAUGUUGAGGGAUCGUCAGAAGCACUUGCGUGUUGCCCCAUCAAACAUGGUUUGUCAUGGUCCGACAAAAAGGAGUUGAUUGACAUGUAUCAUGCUGGGGUCCCCUUUGAGGUGAUGUUGGCCUCAUACUACCAGAAGAGAGGGUCCAAAAAAAUUCCUCAUGUCAAUCAAGAACCGGAACAGCAGAAAAAGAUUGAUGAAGCAAAACUAGCAGAAUGGCACGUGAUUGAAGGGAAACAUGCUGGUAGGCUAGUUCUGGGCGAAGAAGCACAAGCUGUCCGCCAAAAGCUUGCGCAUAGGAUCAUGGAUAGUAGGUACGUGGUGACACUCAAGCAAGAAGAAGACUCUCCCACACGAGUCAAAGCCAGAUGGUGCCUUUUGGGACACCGCGAUCCUGAUCUGUCGGCCAAAGCUCUUGAAGGCGCCUUGCAAAGCCCGACAAUUUCCCAGGUAAGUCGAAGCAUGUUGUUUCAGACAAUUGCAUCUAACCGUUGGACACUAGCACUUGGGGAUAUCAAGGGAGCCUUCUUAGCUGCUGGACCGCUGGCAGAGAGAUAUAGGCCUUUGUAUGCACGUUUGCCACCAGGUGGCAUCCCAGGUGUCCGGCCGGACUCCUUGAUUGAAGUAACGGGUCAUGUCUAUGGUUUGAACGAUAGUCCGUCAGCAUGGCAACAAAAACUGCACAAGGUUCUGAUCUCAGUCGGUUUCAAAGUGAGCCGUUUUGAUGCCUGUCUGUAUCAACUGCGAGAUCAAGGCGGGAAACUGGUUGGAAUCUAUGGUGUACAUGUGGACGAUUGUGCUACUGGUGGUGAAGGUGUUGUUUAUGACUCUGCGAUGAAACAGCUGAAAGAACAAUUCGAGUUUCGCAAAUGGCGGACCCUCGAUGGCGACUUUUGUGGAGCCAGAUACACCCAGUGUAGCAAGACGUUUGCAAUCACCCUGAGUCAAGCCAAGUUUGCAAACAAUCUGCGUCCUUUGCACCUGAGUCGCAGCCGUUGUGUCAACCGUGACGCUCCCCUGGAUGAAAAGGAGAUUAGCUGUUUGAGGGCAAUUAAUGGUAGUUUGAACUGGAUUUCCUCACAAUCACGUCCUGAUUUAUCCACUCAAGUAUCAUUUUCUCAACAAUCUUUUCCUAAACCCACAGUGGGAGAUGCGUUGGCCGCCAACAAUGCGAUCAGACGGGCCAAGCAGCAUGCUGACCUCAGCAUAGUGUACAGGCCAGUUCCGAUGGCAGAACUUGCCAUAGUUUGUCAUUCCGAUGCAGCAUAUGCCAAUGCCAAGGGUGGAGCUACUCAGGCCGGUUAUGUGUUGGGAUUCACUCACCAAGACUUGGAAAAAGGUUUUACAUGUGAUUGGUCACCAGCCUACUGGAAGAGCCACAGACUUCCCCGAGUUGUCAACUCGACCCUGAGUGCUGAAGCGCAAUCAAUGUCCGGCGCUGCUAGCAUGUGUGAAGGGCUGUCUCUGCUGUUAGCCGAAAUUCGAGAUGGACCCUGCUGUGCACAGUCCUUGUGGGAUGUUCCUCGCAGACCUCCAUGCACAUUGGUAACAGAUUGUAAGUCCUUGUUUGAUCACUUGAAAUCUCCUUCUGCACCCUCACUGGAUGACAGACGAACGUCCAUAGAUAUUGUGAUCAUCCGAGAAAGUGUGCGUAGAAUGUCUGCGUCAGUACGAUGGAUUCCUACUGACCGAAUGUUGGCAGAUGGCAUGACAAAAGAAGCAGAAGAUGCCUUAGAUCUCCUUCGUGCAUGCAUGAGAUCCGGAAAAUAUCAAAUCAGUCCUGAAGAAGAUGUACUGGAAUGGAGGGCCAAUGAGAGAAACCGCCGAAAACUGGUCGCUGAAAGACGUGCCAAGUUUAGUGCCCAUUUAGUAUCACUGAUAAAUCAGUAA